AUGGCCGCUGCCGUCGCCGAAACCACCUUCGCCUAUCAUGGCCUCCCAACUUCCCCUCAGAUGGCCCAAACGGACCAAGUCAAGUUCCUCAUCAGGACCUUCCUCGAGGGCAUCCAGUUCGACCGCACCACGCCCUUCCUGAAGGACCAUGAGCUGGAGCAGGCAGUCUGGAAGUACUUCCAGGGCCAGAGUCUAGAUAACAAGAGCAUGACUGCUGUGCGCAAGACGCUGAAGCUGUCUGUGACUUUGACGCAUCAGGCGUAUACGGCGCAUCCAUUUGAGAUCAAGGUGCUCUGCGCGGCGCAGUUUUUGUAUAUGUUUUUGGUGGAUGAUAUCGCCGAGGAAUUUAUGGUGGAGUUGCAGUCGUUUGGACAGAAUUUCACCCUAAACAAACCCCAUAACCAUCCCCUCCUCGACGCCUUCGACGGCCACCUGCGCAAUCUCGCGAAUUACUAUGGCCCAUACUGCUAUGCGGCUAUCAUCAAGACUCUCUUUGACUACGUCAACGGCCGUAUCAUCGAGCAUAAAAUGGAGCAGUCCAACUUUACGUUCCACUCCGAGUCGCGGCUCAUGCCCAUGUUCCUGCGAACUAAAGUCGGGGGCGCUGAGAUCCUCCUGCAUCUCCUGUUUCCACAGUCCGUUUUCCCAGAGGACGAGUAUCUGAUGCGGUAUUUCCCGGUUAUUCAGGAGUUGGUGCUGUUUACGGACUUCACGAAUGAUAUUCUGUCGUAUUAUAAGGAGUUUAUUUUGCAUGGGGAGAAGGGGAACUUUGUGGGGAAUUUUGCGGAUACGCAUAGGAUGCAGCAGUUGGAUGUGUUGCAGCAUUUGACUGGUUAUACGCCAAAGUUGCUCAAAUCGGUCUAUUCGAUUCUUGACGGAAAUGAAGAUUUGUUGCGGGCUGUGAAGAAUUUCGUCACGGGCUGGAUUAUGCUGUGUACGGCCCAUCGCCGGUAUUACCUGGUCGAGUUGUUCGAGGAUGAGCAGUAUCUCCCACCGUAUGAUGAGGAUGCAUAG
Aspergillus glaucus CBS 516.65 is the source of this 1014-nucleotide messenger RNA. RefSeq lists its product as uncharacterized. Gene Ontology annotation, molecular function: carbon-oxygen lyase activity, acting on phosphates. The record is from RefSeq and is a predicted model, not a curated record. The transcript has 3 exons. NCBI's taxonomy places the organism in Eukaryota, Fungi, Ascomycota, Eurotiomycetes, Eurotiales, Aspergillaceae. Bases 1 to 1014 code for a protein of 337 amino acids.